Molecule: messenger RNA, 1680 nt
Organism: Penicillium griseofulvum
Lineage: Eukaryota; Fungi; Ascomycota; Eurotiomycetes; Eurotiales; Aspergillaceae
Product: nucleobase cation symporter-1 family protein
Exons: 6
Coding region: 1-1680 (559 amino acids)
Biological process (GO): nucleobase transport; transmembrane transport
Cellular component (GO): plasma membrane
Molecular function (GO): nucleobase transmembrane transporter activity
Source: RefSeq, a predicted model, not a curated record
AUGUCCAAACUAUCACGGCUCCAUGAGCUUCUAGUAGUGAAAAGAACUGCACGAGAUGGCAACUAUCGUACUGUUGAUAUGCUUGACAAUGACUCCAUCCGACCGACACCGGUAAAGGAGCGAACAUGGUCCCAACUCACCUACAUCAUGUUCUGGUUCUCUGCGACUGCGAAUGUCAGCAAUCUGUACACGGCUUCCACGGGAAUGUCCAUGGGAUUAACCAUGUGGGAGGCUAUCGGAUGCUCCUUCGGUGGUCAGAUUCUUGCCGGUGCCUUGAUGGCUGUUAACGGGCGUGCUGGUGCCAUGUACCGCAUUCCGUUUCCUGUUCUUUGUCGUUCCAGCUUUGGACAUUGGGGAGCACUGUGGCCGACUUUCAAUCGUGCGGCCAUGUCGGUUGUAUGGAACGGUGUCAACACGGUCCAGGGAGGGCAAUGUUUAUAUGUCUUUCUUCAUGCCGUAUUCCCUUCUAUCGAAAAUAUCCCGGAUAAGAUGGGACCCAAGUCGGCGUUGACUUCAGCACAGAUGAUGUGUUUCUUCGUCUAUUGGUUUAUCAAUUGCGCAUUCUUAGUGGUACCUGUACCAAAGAUGAAGUCUCUGGUCUACAUAAAAGUCGUGGUGUACUUUGGUGCAGCCUUUGCUAUGCUGGGAUGGACUGUGUCUAUUGCCGGAGGCUCCCUGAAGUCACUCAAUGCGCCCUCAGAAAUCAAGGGUGCCGAGAAAAGUUAUCUUAUCUUCAAGUUCUUCUUCUUGGGACUUGCAAGCUGUGGAACAUUUAUCUCCAAUGCGUCCGAUCUCCAGCGAUAUGCUACAAAGCCUAAUGACGUGCUCAUUGGCCAGUUUGUCAGCUUCCCACUGUCAAACUUCCUGGUUGCCAUUCUAGGAAAUCUCAUCGCAUCAGCUAGCAAAGAGAUUUUUGGAGAGAUCAUCUGGAGCCCGCUGAAAUUCUUGGACAAAUUGAUGGAAGGAGAGCGGUACACCUCAGGGAACCGCGCAGCCUGUGCCUUUAUUGCUCUGGCAUUCGUAUAUUCGACUGUCUUCUCUGCCAUUUUUGAGAACUCUAUACCUGCGGGCAACGACAUUGCAGCCCUACUACCAAAAUACAUUUCAGUCAAACGAGGAUUCUUCAUCUGUGCUGUCCUCUCCUACGCCAUCUGCCCGUGGUAUCUCCUCUCAUCAGCCUCAAUCUUCAUCACAUUCCUCUCCUCGUACCAGAUUUUCCUAUCAGCAAUUACCGGAAUUCUCAUUUGCGACUACUACGUCAUUCGCCGAGGUCUGCUCAACAUUCCAGCCCUCUACGUCAAAAAACCAAGUCCGUACCGAUACUUCCACGGAUUUAACCUACGCGCCUUCUUAGCCUACAUUAUUGCUGUUGCGCCAAACUUUUACGGGUUCCUCUUCCAGAUGGGUGUCAAAGCGCCUCUAGGUAUCCAGCGAUUCUACUAUGUCGCCUACCCUACCGGCUUGAUAAUCGGAUUUGGCGUUUAUUACGUGUCAUGUCUGGUUUUCCCUCCGCCUGACAUGGAGAAGGCAUCUGGGUGGAUGGAGCCCAAGGACUUUGUGGAAGAUGAUGAUAUUGUUGGGAGUGAUGGGUCUACUAUUGAUGCAGUUGAUCCCGGCUACACGGAGAAGGGGGCUGUCGCUGUCACUAGAGCAGCUGAUAGCGAAAAGAGCUCGUUUUGA